Peromyscus californicus insignis is the source of this 2410-nucleotide messenger RNA. RefSeq names its product leukocyte immunoglobulin-like receptor subfamily B member 4A. Gene Ontology annotation, molecular function: inhibitory MHC class I receptor activity. Gene Ontology annotation, biological process: cytokine-mediated signaling pathway. The record is from RefSeq and is a predicted model, not a curated record. The transcript is spliced from 6 exons. Lineage: Eukaryota; Metazoa; Chordata; Mammalia; Rodentia; Cricetidae. The coding region runs from base 162 to 950 and encodes 262 amino acids.
AUGGUCUGGCUGCCCUAGGAGUACAAGCAAGAAAAAUACCAAGACUCACCAUGGUCCCCAUGCUCAGAAUGCUGCUGUGCCUUGGUAAGAUAUGAAGAGGGAGAGUGGACACUCAAGUCUGUAAGGAACCCUACUCCAAGCCAGGACUGAGUGUGGCACAGAUGACUGCAGUCCUGGCAGGAACACUCCCAAAGCCCAAAAUCUGGGCUGAGCCACAGUCUGUGAUUGCCAUAUAUGCACCUGUGACUCUUUGGUGUCAGGGGUCCUGGGAGGCCAAGGAGUACCAUUUGCUUAAAGAGGGAAGCUCAGAUCCUUGGGACAGAAAAUCCCCUUUGGAACGCUCGGACAAGGUUAACUUCUACAUUGAACACAUGACAGUGGACUUUGCAGGGAUAUAUAAGUGUUACUAUAAGAGCCCUGCUGGCUGGUCAGAAUACAGUGACAUCCUGGAACUUGUGCUAACAGGAGUCUUUGGUAAACCAAGCCUGUCUGUCUGGCCCAGCCCUGCUGUGACCUCAGGAGAGACCAUAACUAUGCAGUGUAGUUCAUCACUGGGAUUUGGCAGAUUCAUUCUGAUCCAGGAAGGAAAGCACCACCUCCCCUGGACCUUGGACUCACAGCAAAGUACCAAUUGGGAGUUUCGGGCUCAUUUUGUUCUGGACCCCGUGACCACCAUCCACAAUGGUACUUUCAGAUGCUAUGGCUAUUAUAGGAACCUUCCCCAGGUGUGGUCAAAAUCAAGUGACCCGCUUCACCUCCUGGUCUCUGAGUCCAAGGACCUGUCUCCCAACCACACUGAGAAUGAACCCCCAGCCUCACUGCACGAAGGUCACACAGUUGAAAAUCUCAUCCGAAUGAUCAUGGCUGCCUUGGUUUUAGUGACUCUAGUGAUUCUGCUGUUAGAGGCUUGGCACAGGAAGAAAAUGGGAAUAGAUGCAACCAGGAGAUAAACACAAAAGUCUACCAGGUUCCACACAUGAGCAGACCAUGGAAAAUAAAUCUGCUUGUCCCAUACAAGAAAGAAAGAAAUGUAAAGAAAACUGGAUGUACUUUAAGGAUGUACUUCACCCUUUAAAGAUCCUGGAAGCUAAUGUGUUCUGGAUGUAGGAAAUUCUGUAGGUUUCUGUCAAGAGCACUUUCCUGCUCAAUUGUACUCUUUUCUCCACAUCUCACUGUGAAUAUAUGCUCACUACUUCCUCCUCUCUUCUUACUUCCCUACCUCAUGUAUGUCAUGGGCCCUUGCUUUCCCUCACUGUCAAAUAAUAUUUUCCUUUACACUGCCAGAGUCAGUGUUGUUCAUACUCAGCCUUUUUCUCUUACUGUUGAGAAAGAGAACACAGUUCAAACAACAAAAAUAAUUGGAAAAGCUAGAUACCAUGAUUGAAUUAAGUGGGAUAAAUAUGAUGCCCCAAAGUCUCUUUCCCUGGAAACCAGUGUCUUCAGUGUUCAUUACUAGAAUGAUCUGAGGAUUCUUCUGGAAAACUUAGUAUUUGCCUCAAAGUAAUGAUGAUAGUGGGAAAUAAAGAGGAGGGAUAUUGUUUCUAUGGCUUUGAAGUGUAGCAUGUCACCACCCUUGUUGUUUUAAAACACUUGUAAGUAACAAACAUGUCACACUGACAUUAGCCAAACCCCAAGUCUCUAUAUCUCCACUAAAUUAAGUGAAUUGAGAACAGCUAUCCAGAACCUGUAUGAUUCACAACAUUACCUUUUACACUUCCACUCAAAAAUAUUUUAUUUAACGUGUUCUACACUUGGCCUUUGCAAACUGCAUUAUUUUUUCUACUCAAAAAUCACUGUCAUAAUUCCAAGAUAAGGUAACAUGUGUGAAGUUCAGAAGUGACAUUUAGUUGAUGUAUUACUUGUAAUUUGAAAUCUCAAUGUUUACUGAUGUUUAAUACAAAGGGAAUUGUUUCGUAUAUGGCCUUAAUCUACCAGGAUGCAAUCAUUAAUUAUGAAUAUUAACUUUUCCCCUACAUUUGAAAACAUGGUUUCUCUUAAAAGAUGAUGCUUUAUUUAUUCUUUGACACUCAUACAAUGUGUUUUGAUCAUAUUCAUGCAUCCUCCCCACUCAGCAUCACCUAUCCAUUCAGACAGAGCUUCUGAAAAGAUAAUCAGUUUUUCUGAAAUGAAACUUUUAUUCCUUUGCUAGUUUUUGUUUACUAUAUUCUUUGACAAGCUGUCUAUUUUUUCCAAUUAUGCACACACUGUAUUUAAUUUAUUUGUCUAGUUGUGUUACCUAAAAGUUUAAGUGCUGUGCUAUACAUGAUAGACAGAAGGGAUACACUGCAUUUUUCCUCAUCAUCAGGGGACAUUUCUGACACUGUCUAUCAAAUAUGUUACUUCAAACUUAUUCAAAUAUGAUCUUAUUAAAUUUUUUGUGAUAUUUUGGAGGAAUGACUAUGUCAUAAUG